Plasmodium relictum is the source of this 3162-nucleotide messenger RNA. Its product is annotated as conserved Plasmodium protein, unknown function. Lineage: Eukaryota; Apicomplexa; Aconoidasida; Haemosporida; Plasmodiidae. The transcript has a single exon. Bases 1 to 3162 code for a protein of 1053 amino acids. The record is from RefSeq and is a predicted model, not a curated record.
AUGAAAUAUUUAAAAAAAUGUAACAUUAUAAAAUUAACAAUACGAUUAGAUAGAUUUUUAAAUACUCCAAUAAGCUUUAAUAAAAAAAAAGAAAUCAGAAAAUUUAACACAAGCGUAAAAGAAGAUGAUAAAAAUAAAAGUUUUGGAAGUGUACUUUUUGAUGAUAACAUAAUAAAAGGAAACAAGAAAAAUGAUAAAGUAAUAAAUACUUCAAUAAAUGGAAUAAAUGAAUUAUCAAACAGAGAUAAAAAAAAUAGACAUACAGAAAAUGGAAAGAGAAAGAACGAAAACAUAAAAGAUGAAAAUAUCAUAAGUUAUGAACAAUCUGAAUUGGUUAGAAAAAUAAGAAAAUUUUGUAGAAAAGAUGAUUUAUGUAGUUUAUAUAAAUUUAGUGAUGAAUUUUUGUAUCUACUAAAAAAAAAAAAACUAACAGAAAAUGAUUUUUCUAUAAUAAUUCAUUUAUUAAGUAAAAAAAAAUUUUAUGAUAAUAGCUUUUGGAAAAAUAUAGUUAAUACUGAUACUAUAGAUUUUAUUUUUAAUAUGAGCUUAAAACAAAUAAUUUUAUCUUUUUAUAGUAUAGUUAAUUCUUAUAAAUAUAUUAAUAUAAGUUUUUUAAAUGCUUUUACGAAUAAUUUAAUUUUAAUUUUAAACAGUCAAAAACAUUUUUUUUUGUUAGUUAGAAAAAAGAUAAAAGAAAAAAAAUUAAAAAGUCUUAAUCUUUACUUACACAAUAAUUUAGAGGGUGAAAAAAGUUGUAUAAGUAAUGAAAUUGAUAACUUAAAUAAUAGUAUAAAUAUUCAUGAAGCAAAUAAUAAAAAAAACUGGAAUAUGAUAAUUAGUAAAAAUAAAAAUGCUCUAGUUUAUAAAACAGAUGAUAAAAAUUUUAUGUCAAUUUUCAGUAAUAUAAAAAAUCAUAUGAAUUUUCUUGAUUUAACAUUAAUAUGUAACACAUAUUAUAAGUUAAAAGAAGUAGAAAAUUUAGAAAACAUUGAAGAAUUAAAAAAUAUUGUUUAUAAACUUUUUCUUUAUUUCUUAUUCUUUAACAAAAUAGAUUACAACCAUUUAUGUUUAUUUAUUUACAGUUACAGUAAGUUGAAAGGAAAACUCAAAAAUUAUAUCUUAGUUAAAAUAAAAAAUAUAUUAUUACAAACAAAUUUUCAACUAUAUCACAAUAUAUAUAAUUUAAAUAUUUGCUCACUAAAUAUGUUAAUGAAUGUACUACGAAAAAACUAUUUUAAAGAUGAUUAUUUUUUCAAAGAAAUUAUUUUAUCAUUCAUCAUUAAUUUAAAUUUAAAAGAAAAAAAAAAAAUUAAAAUAAAAAGUAAUAUAUUAAAUAGCGAUAAUAUAAAGGUCGAUGACAAUUUUUCUUUUUAUGAUUAUAUAUAUUCUAUUGAUAGAGAUUCUAUUAAUAAUAAUAGUUAUAAUUUAUAUAGAAAUGCGAACAAGAGCGAUGAUAAAAAUUGUCAUCAUAGUCCCAUAGAAAAAGGAGAACUUAUUGAAUAUUUUUUGAAAAAUAACAAUACAUAUUUAUCAAGAGAUUGUAAUAUAAUUAGAUUAAAAAAAAAGGAUUUUUGUUUUUUUGUUUAUAAUGUAAAUAAGUUAAACAUAAAAAAUUAUUAUAGUAUUUAUGAAUACAUAAAAUGCGAAGUAGAAAAACAAUUAAAUUUAUUAACUGUCUAUGAUUGCUGCAUCCUAUUAAAUUCGUUAAUAAAUUUAAAUUUAUUAAAUGAUAAAUUAUUUGUAAAAUUAUUCUCUUGCUUAAAAAUCCUAUUUGAUAAAAAUCAUUAUAAUGAAAAGGAUGUCACUGAUAUUUUCUUAUCACUUUGUAAAUAUACACAGAAAAAUACAAAACAUAAUAAUUCAAUAAAUUUAUUCCUGAAAUUGUUAUAUUCAAAAAUAGAAAUGAAAUUAAAAAAAUAUAAUUAUAUGAAUAUCAUUUCCAUUUUUUGCUGCUCUUCAUAUUUUAAUAUAAAUUUUAAUGAUAGUAUAUUACAAGAUUUAUGUAUAGAUAUACUGAAUAAUUUUAAUUGUAUUGAUAUAAAUUUAUUACUAAUUUUUUUAUAUUUUUUGAAAAGUAAAAAUUAUCAGAUAAAUUUCUUUUUUUUUAAUUCAAUUUUAUAUAAAGUUCUUUUAAAAAUUAAAGAUACAAAAACUUUCUUUUUCUUCUUUGAGCUUGUUACUAUUGACUCCACUCAAACAUUAAAAAAUGAAAAAAUAUUAAAGAAGUUUAUUGAAGUAUUGAAUCAAAAUUUUCCAUUUUUUUGUAUAAAAGAGAAAAUUAUUAUAUCUUUAAAUAUACUUAUAACACCUGUGUUAUUAUUAGAAGAAUCGUCUUUUCUAUUUUGUAAAAAAACCUUUGAAAGCAUAUUAGACUUUGAAAAAAAGAGAAAUAAUGGCAAAUUAGAAGAAAACAUAAAUAAGAAAAAAGAAAAAGAAGUAAAUUUUUUAUUACAUAAAAGAGCUGUUGAUAAUAUGGACAAUUAUUACUCUACAUUUUUUAAUGGUGAUUGCAAUAAUUUUUUAUUAAAUAAUAUAUAUUUUAUUAAUAAUUUAAAUAUUGAGGAAUUAAAAAUGUAUUUUUCUUUUUUAUUUUUAAUGAACUUGUAUCAAAAUAAAUUACCUUUUUUUAAUAAAAAUAUGUUGAUAGAAAAUGAGAAUAAAAUAAAAAAUUACUAUUAUAAUUUAUUAUAUAAACAUAAAUUUAAAGUAUAUUUUGAUUUUAUGAUUGUAUCAUUAAGCAAUGAUUGCUUAAAUUAUUUUUUAAAAACAAGUAAACUAUUUCAUAUUCCAAAGUGUAAAAGAUUUUUGGAAGAAAAAAAAAAAGACAGUGAUGAUUCUAAAUUAAAUAGAUAUUCAAAUAGAAAAAAAGAUGUUACAUUAGAAAUUUAUAGCAAUGAAAUGCUUACUUGCUUUGUUUAUUUUGAAGAAACACUUAUGAAUGCAAUAAAAAUGUAUUAUGAAGAAUUUUUUAUUUUUUCAUUUUCUCUAAGAAAAGAAAAGGAACUUCAAAAAUAUAUAAAUUGCAAAUAUCAUAACUAUUCAGAUUAUUUUUUUUAUAAUAAUGAAAACCUUUGCAUAAAAAUAAAGAAGAAUUUUUUUAUUAAUUCAUUACACAUUCCAUAUAUAUUUAAAUUGCCUAAAGAAUUAGAGUCAUUUUUGUAA